CUUUCGUUCUUUCACCCCGCCAUCUUCUAGUCGGCUUCCUCGUUGUGUUUACGCGGCAUCGAUUUCGUCUAGCAAGCUUUGAAAUAUAUCAUCGGCAUGGCUGACGCCACGCAAUACGGGAGUUACGGCAACACCCAACCUGCGGCAGCUGGGUAUGGCUCCUAUGGAAGUUAUGGAAGUGUGGAUCAAAACUACUCACAGGCCAGCUACACUCAGCCUGCCUCCACAGGAUAUGGGCAGCAACAGCCAGCACCUGCGCAACCACAGCAACAGCCCAUGUGGGGCGCUGCUUCUAAUGUAGCUGCCACCCCAGCUGCAACGACCUAUGGACAGGACCAGUAUGGGCAACAAAGCCAGUCGUACAGUAGCUAUCAGCAGCCCAAUUCUUAUUCACAGGGCCAGAGUGCAACGUACGGAGGGUAUGGAGCUCAGCCAGCUCAGGCACCUCCUCCUGCUGCUGCCAGUAACACGGCCGCAUACCCUCCCGCCGCCAGCACAGGCUACGGGGCACAAGCACAACCAGCUCCAGCGGCAGGCUAUGGGGCACAGCAGCCAGCGCCUCAAGGUGCAUAUGGAGCGGCAGCUGGAUAUGGAGCUCCACAGCCAACACCCCAGCAGCCACAGCAGCCUCAACAACCGGGUACCCACCAGUAUGGAAGCGCUGGUGCGACCCCAUAUGGCUCGGGCUACGGUGCUGCGGCCGGUGCAGCCCCAUAUGGGCAGGCCCAGGGGCCCCCGGGACAAGUGGGUGGGCCGCCACAGCCAGCUGGUGCUUACGGGGGUCCGGGUGGUCCACCCCAGCCCCCUCAGCCGGGUGCACCCGCGGGGCCCCCAAGUAGUUAUGGGGGAGGGGACUUUGGACGGGGUGGAGGAGGGCCCCCAGGGGGCAUGGCUGGACCGCAUGGAGGUCCACCUGGGCCGCCCGCGGGAGGCGCAGCAGGAGGCGGCGGCUACGGCGGACCUCCACCUGGAGGUUAUGGGGGUCCUGGUGGUGGAUUUGGCGGUGGCCAAGGUGGGCCAGGCAUGUAUGGCGAUCGGGGAGGCAGAGGUGGCUUCAAUAAUCAAGGUGGUCCCGGUGGCAGGGGAAGUUACAACAAAGGACCUUCCGAGGAGAUGGCAGACACCAUAUUUGUCUCCAACUUGCCAGAGGAUGUUGGAGAGAUUCAGCUGGCUGAGCAUUUUGGUGCCAUUGGUUUGAUCAAGAUUGAUAAGAAGACUGGGAAGAACAAGAUUUGGAUCUACAAGGACAAGAUUACUGGUAAAGGCAAGGGAGAGGCGACCAUUACUUAUGAUGAUCCUCCGACUGCCAACUCUGCCAUCACUUGGUUUCAUGGCAAAGAGUUCAUGGGUGGCAAGAUCAAUGUGGAGCUAGCCCAGCGCAAGACUCCAUUUGGUGGCUUUGGUGGUGGCAUGGGUGGCCGUGGAGGGCCCCGUGGUGGAAGGGGAGGUCCCCGAGGAGGCGGCGGCCCUGGAGGAGGUCGUGGGGGUGGUCCCGAUAAUGGCAUGGGUGGCCGCGACGGAGACUGGAAGUGCCCGAACCCGGCAUGUGGCAACAACAACUUUUCCUGGCGUGUUCAGUGCAACAGGUGUUCAGCACCACGUGAUGGUCCUGGUGGGCCAGGAGGUCCCGACAAUGGGCCGCCAGGCAUGCGAGGUGGCAUGAGAGGUGGACCCCGUGGGGGUAGGGGUGGUGACCGAGGUGGCCGUGGAGGCGGACCACCCAUGGGUGGACGAGGGGGUGGACCGCCCAUGGGCGGAGGUGGCCCACCAAUGGGAGGCCGUGGUGGCGGCUUCGGGCCAGGUCGUGGAGGCCCCGGACGUGGCGGACCCAUGCGAGGUGGACCUGGCGGAGACAGAGGUGACAGAAGAGCGCGACCAUACUAGAAGUGGCCUGUGGAGUUCGUUUGACCCUUUAUUGGCCGCAUUUGUUGCUAUUGUGUUUGUUGAUCUGUAUCAAAUUCUUGCAUCCUGUCCAUUGACAUCAUUGCAUGCUCUCAUGAAAAAAACUGUUUUAGUUAUACCAUCUUUCAUGCCAAUACAUAUUUUCCAUUGACUGUCUCAUGAUGUGCACCAUUCCAUGCUGGUUGGUUGGUCAGUCUUUUUGAAAAUGCAUUUGCUUAGCACCUUACAUAAUUUGUGUAUAGUAUAACAGUUGUGUGCACAGUAAAUAAAGCUCUUUUGUUCGUUGAA
Rhipicephalus microplus (southern cattle tick) is the source of this 2190-nucleotide messenger RNA. RefSeq names its product FUS RNA binding protein cabeza (gene caz). Gene Ontology annotation, molecular function: RNA binding. Gene Ontology annotation, biological process: regulation of DNA-templated transcription. Lineage: Eukaryota; Metazoa; Arthropoda; Arachnida; Ixodida; Ixodidae. The record is from RefSeq and is a predicted model, not a curated record.